This is a messenger RNA of Entamoeba invadens IP1, 704 nucleotides long. RefSeq lists its product as hypothetical. Gene Ontology annotation, molecular function: guanyl-nucleotide exchange factor activity. The annotation marks the transcript as partial. The transcript has a single exon. The record is from RefSeq and is a predicted model, not a curated record. Lineage: Eukaryota; Evosea; Mastigamoebida; Endamoebidae.
CGGGCAUUUUACACAACUUCUUCGACGUCCCAAUGACUAAAAUGUAUUCAAUUUAUGUCAAUCAUGUCGAAGACGCUAUUAAAAUAUUCAACAAGUUGUCGACAACAAACAAAAGUGUUAAGGAAUUAGUCGAGACAUUCGCACAAACAGGGAUUUUUGUUCCAACCGUCUUGUUGUUACCAAUACAACACCCUUUGAGGUACGUCUUACACUUGGAACAGAUCGUAAAGUCGAUGCCAAAGUACUUAACCGAGACUAAACAGAUCUCGAUCGCUCUUGAAAAAAUUCGAAAAAUCGCACACGACAUCGAGAAGAAUAAAAAGGUCUCCGACAACAAAAAGGCUCUCGAACUCUGGUCGACCAGAUUCGACUUGUCCCCUUUCCCAAAUCCAAAUCGAGAAUAUGUCACGGAAUUUCCACAGGUCCUUGCCACCGAAAAUAAAGACGCAACGGUGUACUCUCUUGUGAUAUUGUCGGACAUAGCAUUGUUGGUACGAAACAUUGGGAAAUCUACAAAGGAAAAAUGGAAGGUCAAAGCUUUCUUAUUGUCGGAUUGGAAGAUGAAGGAAUUCAAAGACAACAAGAUCACCCUCGCAAAGCAAAAAUCGGACAAAACCAUCAUCCUCCGUUGCACCAAAAUAAAGGACACAGAACUCUUGGCACAAAUCAUUAAAAACCCAUCAAAAUACAUCCUCAAGUGUUAA